This is a messenger RNA of Macrobrachium nipponense, 4101 nucleotides long. RefSeq names its product low-density lipoprotein receptor-like. Gene Ontology annotation, molecular function: protein binding; calcium ion binding. Lineage: Eukaryota; Metazoa; Arthropoda; Malacostraca; Decapoda; Palaemonidae. Gene Ontology annotation, cellular component: plasma membrane. The record is from RefSeq and is a predicted model, not a curated record. Bases 61 to 2670 code for a protein of 869 amino acids. The transcript is spliced from 17 exons.
GAAACCAAACGUCAAGAGACUACAGUCACAACUAACCAGUGAAUUCUGUCACAGAAAACUAUGACAGCCAAGAGGAAAAUGAAGAUUCUGUUGGUGUUAAUCAGUGCUUCAGCUGCUGUGGUCAACUGCCACAUUCAAUGCAGCGACAACGAGUGGAGCUGCGACAGAUCCCGAUGCAUCCCUAAAAGGUGGCUCUGUGACGGAGAUCCAGACUGCACGGACGGCACGGACGAAAAGGCCGAGAACUGCCCUGGCGCCUCCGUCAAACACCCGGUGAAGGAAUGCAGCUCUCGGGAAUUCAAGUGCGACAACGGCAACUGCAUCCCGAAGACGUGGCAGUGCGAUGGCGCCGACGACUGCAAGGACAACUCCGACGAGUCCUCCUGCAGUAGGGAAUGCACGGAGAAGGAAUUCCAGUGUGUCAGCACCAGACAAUGCAUAGCCAUCAGGUGGCGGUGCGAUGGAACAGGAGACUGCGAAGACGGUUCUGACGAGGAGGGCUGCGCUGUCGAGACAACGCCAUUACCUUCGACGAAGUUCAAAUGCGGAUCUGGAAUUACCAUCCCGAAUAAGUGGCUCUGUGACGGAGAAUCGGACUGCGUGGACGGCAGUGAUGAGAAGAACUGCGAAUCAGGCGGGCCCCAGGGAUCCGCGGAAGCCUCAGCCUCAGCGGUCACGGCGUCCCCUAGGCCCAGCAUCUGCCGGGGGAACGAAUUCCAGUGCGGCUCCUACUGCAUCAUGAAGACCUGGGUAUGCGACGGGACCCAAGACUGCGCCAAUGGCGAGGACGAAGCCAACUGCGAGACCUGCCCCGCCAACCACUUCCAGUGCGCAAACAAGCGCAAGUGCAUCCCCCAGCACCAGAGAUGCAACGCCCUCAAGGAUUGCGACGACGGCUCCGAUGAGGUUGGAUGCUCUAAUCUGUCAGCAGGAGCCGCCAAAUGCAACAUCACCAUUCAUUACCCUUGCAAGAGAGGAAAAUGCGUCGAUCUGAAACUGCUGUGUGAUAGCAAAAAUGACUGUGGAGACUGGGAGGACGAGAGUGAGGAAGUGUGCGGGAAGAAUGAGUGCGAGAGAAACAACGGCGGCUGCACUCAAGUUUGUGUGAACACACGCGAGGGUCACUACUGCUCUUGCAACAGUGGCUACAGACUCGUGGGCAGAUACACCUGUGAAGACAUCAACGAGUGUGAAGAGAUCCCAGGUACCUGUUCCCAGAAAUGUAUCAACACAGACGGGAGCUACCACUGCACCUGCUUACCGGGAUACAAGAGGGAUCCUGGGAACUACACCAGAUGCAAAGCUGCCACUGGGGAGCCCUACCUUCUCUUCUCUCACAGGUAUGACAUUCGCAGUCUGAGGUUAAAGGACAGAGACAUGACCUCCAUCAUAACUGACGCCAGAGGAGCCACAGCCUUGGACUACAAGUUCAGCACCCACCAGAUUGUUUGGUCAAACAACAAGGAAAACGAAAUUGUGAGAGCCAAUUUAACUACACCUGACAACCGUGAAGUCCUGGUCAGAGGAGAAAGGGUGUCAGCAGAUGGUCUGGCAGUCGAUUGGAUCCACGACAACAUCUACUACACAGACACCGGCAACUUCAAGAUCCGCAUGGUGACCUGGGACGCCGAGUGGACAAAGACGGUGGUCAGCGAAGACCUUGGUCAACCGCGAGCUAUCGUUGUGAGUCCUUUCGAUGGAUACAUCUUCUGGACCGACUGGGGAAGUGAUCCCAAAAUUGAACGAGCUGGAUUAGACGGAGCCGGUCGGCUACCAAUUGUCCGAGAACCCCAUGUCUUCUGGCCGAAUGGCAUCACGAUGGACCACUCCAGCAACCACAUCUACUGGUGCGAUGGAAAGCUGAACACCAUCAGCCGAGCUAACCUGGAUGGAUCUCACGUUGAGGUAAUCCUCUUCUCACCAAGCUUCUUGAGGCUUCCCUACUCAAUCACUGUUUUUGAAGACAGACUUUACUGGACAGAUUGGUCUCAACUGGCUCUUUACAGCGCUGACAAAUUCACAGGAGAGGACGUCAAGAGCAUCUCUGCAGGACAUUUGCUGGAAUCACCCAAAGUUGUCCACGUGUACCACGAACACCGACAACCCUCUGGAGAAAAUGUCUGCGAAGCACACGGAUGCAGCCACUUCUGUAUAAGAACUCCAGCUGGUGCUCCCCUCUGCACCUGCCCAGAUGGCAUGAUCAUGUCACUGAGAGAUUCUCGCAGAUGCCUCGAUAAUGAAGCAGAAGACGAAGACUUUUACAUCAACCAGAAUGGAAACCCAAGAAGCAAUACCGACGCUGAAAUUGUGGACGAUACCUAUGUGCCAACCAAAUCUGAGCGCAGCAAAGUGAGUCAACUGUCUGGAACUCAUCUUGGAAUGAUCCUUGGUGGAGCUAUUGGAUCAACAAUUGUUGUCGUGUCAGUUGUGAUAUUCAUAAGCUGGUGGAAAACUAGACGGGAAAUCAAGCACAUCCGUUUCCAGAACCCUUCAUAUAAUAAGACAAGGGAUGAAGAAAUGGACGGUGGUGGACUCGUCCUCAACAAAAACGAUCUGCCUUACAACCCGACAGAUUUCCAUUAUGCCACUGAGCCAAACAUGUGCACACGGGAAGAUGACGAAGCACCUCUCACACCAGGUCACAAAGUCGGUUCAAAAAGCUCAAAGUAAGGCCAGGCCCAUGAACUGAAAUGACAGCUCCAAGGACAAUUACCAAAAUGACCUUUUUGUCUCCUAAAUCGACUCUUUUCACGCUGAAUACUUAUUUAUUACGAGGCAGGAUGAAGGCCAAGUUAAGAAUGAACUCUUCCCCAAGUAUAUUUUUGCUAUUAUUUAAAUUAAAUGAAGAUUAAACUUGUUGUGACAUUCACAGACAGGAAUGCCAGUACAGUCAUGCGUUCCAGAGAGAAAAGUUAAAGAAUCAUAAACAAUUCUUGACUCAGUUCAUGUAGUAAAGGGAACAGUUUAUAAAUCUCAUACCAAUGGAAAAAAAAUCAAGACAAGUGUUUGAACUCAAGAAAUGUGCUAAUUUCUGUCUGUGAUGCAUGUACAGUGUAAAUAGCGUCACCAAUGUCUCUCGGAGUGGGCUAGACCCAUCUCAGUCAGAGCUAGACGAGUUGUGUAGCUGAAGACGUUGCCAUCAUUCAUAAUUCAUCAGUACUGACCUCAUUAACGUCCCAUCAUCAUCAUUAUCGUGUCAUCUGUAGAUUGCAUCCCUCAUAAAGAUUACUCAUAGCAUUUAGUCACUUAGUCAUUAGGGCCUUGGCACACACAAGUAUAAUAAACUGGAUUACAAUUCCAAAUGAAAUCAAAGCAGGAUAGCUUAGCCCUAUAUCCGUAUAAGACAUCUCAUGGCAAGAGUAUUAUUUGUUUAAACAAUUUCUAUGCAUUCAUAUUGAUGCUCAGUAUAAAUUCUAACUAUUGUGUAGUGCAUUAUAAACACUAUGUUCAUUUUCUGUUGUAGACUCAGUAAGCUUUUACAAAUUCUUUAGCUGAAUAGUUCAAAGGAACUUGUUAUUUUGCAAAGUUCCCUUUGUUCAUAUUCACAUGUAGUGUGCCAGUAAUGUUUACAUUAGGCAAUGAUAAAUAAUAAGCAAUAUUUAUUUCUUGCACUAUAUUUUUAUACGAGAAAUAUUAUGUAUGUGUUUGUACCCAAGUAUUGUGGUUGUGCAAAUUAUUAUUCAUGAGAUGUGGGAGGUCCUAAAAUAUUUAAAAUAUGCAUUGGUGUUCUGCCCCGCCCCCCUCCCUAGUCGCAUUUGACGAGCUGUAUAAAGACUGCAUACUUUUAAGUUAAUGUAGCUUAAGUUAAGAUUCCAUAAGAAUCAGGAAUUAAAAUAUUUGAUGUUAGUGAAUGCCGAGUAUUAGUAGGGUUAAGAUCAAUCAUUUUAUAAAAAUUGUGUAUUCCAAUUCUUAGGAGUCUUGCUUUAAUAGGCUACAUUCCAAAGAAUCUAUGACUUGUGCUUCUAUAUAUUUUAUAUUUAACGUUGAAUAAGCUUCUUUGUAUAUGUAUAUUUUUUGUAUGGUUGAACCAAACUUUAUUAUGUUUAAGUUGUACUUGUUUAACGAAAGAGACCAGUUAAUAAAACGUGGUUGAAUAUAUAA